Messenger RNA from Bactrocera latifrons, 4702 nucleotides. RefSeq lists its product as uncharacterized. Lineage: Eukaryota; Metazoa; Arthropoda; Insecta; Diptera; Tephritidae. Bases 654 to 3887 code for a protein of 1077 amino acids. The record is from RefSeq and is a predicted model, not a curated record. The transcript has 4 exons.
CCGACCAAAAGCAUCUUCUUCGGUAUUUCAAAUACAAUAAAUUUGGGAUUAAMCAGCUGCAUUAAUCGGCUACGGCGUCGUCAACGGAAAUYGCUGGUCCAAUGUUGCGUCUGCAUUUUGUUGCCAGUAAAUAACAGUAAGCAGUAACAGCAAGCAGUCCAACGGUCGCAAUUGCAAACAUUUACAGUUUUUUGCCGUUACACUGCCAGCCGCCAGCAACAUUUCACACGCAACUUUACUCUCGUUCAACCACACGAUUCUAUCCACAGGUCCGCAGCGCGCUGCAUAAUGCAUUGGCUCGCCAAGAGAAACUGUAAUUCCACCAAUCUUUGUACCGUUGUUGCAGCGGUAUUACCAUUAUGAAUCACCGCGUGACGAGCACGUGAAUCAUAAAGGGCGAAAAGCAUUUAGGUGGCAUUUUAUUCCCCUUUCGUUGUUGUCUCAUUUGAAUACCAAAUUCGGGUGGAUCUAAAGUGCAGAAGCAGCAGCRGCCAAAGCAGCUGCUAAGUGUAGAAAGGAAAGGGAAGUGAUCCUCGGAACGACGCGCAAAAUUUUGCGUAGUCAUUAGCGAAAAAUAUUAUCGGAGAGACCCACAAAAUUAAGUCAAGUGCAUAAGCAGCAGGGCGCUGGUGAAUUUUUAUCGUGAGAACGUUAUGGCAUCACCUUUGAGUUGGUUCGUCAAAUUACUCUUCCUACUACUGAUGUUGGCGCGAACACCGACGAUCGACACGCGGCCCGCCAGCGCAGCACCAACAGUCGAUCUUAUAGCGGGGAAUGAGUUUCUCAAGUUGCUUUUCGAACGUGAUGAAUCGCAGCGCGAACUGCACAGCGGUGAGCACGACGAUGCCAACGAACGUGUGGUGCGCGGACUGCAGGCACGUAGCGACAGCAGCAGCAGCGGCAGCAGAGGGGCUGCUGGCGAAAGGCGAGUGUCGCGCGCCGAUCAUUACCAAUCGACAGGCGAUGCCACCACGCAGUCAAGUGAUUUGGGUAAUAGAGGCGCGGCGGCGCGUAGUCUUAGUUAUAAGAGUCGUAAUGUGCAGAAUGAAGCGACAGCGACGACGACGGCGAAGACAAUGCGCGCAGAGGAGGGCAAACAAGUGGUAAAGUUGGUGACUUCAGGCAGUAAAAUUGUGUUCCUCGAAGAAUACGACGACAAUGACGCCAUAGUGGAUGCGGUGGCGCGUGACAUUGAUCUAAAAAAAGAAAUAACUCAAACACACAAUAAACAGACUUCAAAGCCAAUAGCGACGGAACAAGUGCCCAUGCAUGUUGAACCAAAUCCUAGCGAUGAAAUCAAGGUAGUGGCGGUGAGCGUGUCAUCAUCGAGCAAACGUGGUGGCCAAAGUCGCAUAACAACAACAAGCAAUCAAUAUCACAUAGCUGACACAAAUAUGUCAAAACAGAGCGAUAUAUUCACCGAGACACGUGCGUCAAUGCCACACACAGAUAAAAUGCGACAGCAGCACAAGCAAACACCACAUGACAACAGCGCUGACAAAAACCAGAGCGCUGACAACAUGUCCGCCAUGUCGGCAACAGCGACCACAACAGCGCCACUCGCGCCGAUGACUGCAUCGGCAGCGACCUCAACGAUGGAUGACUUUGUGAAUCGCUCACACAAAAGCGAAUUCUCCAUUGAGGAAGCCGAACCGUUGACAAUGUCGCCACAAAAAUUACGCGGCGCACCGCAUGCAGCACGAGCUAAUAGUCCGCGCUCACUGCACACGCCACAUGCGGUGAGUGGACGUGCUGUUAAAAUGGCUGCUAACAGGGAUGUGGUGGACUCGGAGAAUAGCGCUUCGACCAAUAUACAAAACGUGUUGGCAGCGCCACUGACGCAAUCCGCUUCCACACGCACCGCUACUGUCACUGCAUCGGCUGCCUAUCAGAGUGGCGGGAACAAACGUAAUGGCACGUCCGCGCCCAUAAAUCACAGUCUGGCAAAUGUAGCGCGUUCACAUGUCAACACGCAAAUUAGCGGUGCUGAUGACAUGAGCGUUGCCAUUAUGCGCGACACGUCCGCAGCGGUGGCGCACGCUGAUGACACCAACGCUGAUAUGGAUGAGAAAUUGUUGCCCUUCCAAACGGUGAUCUAUCACAACACAAAGGAAGGGCAUGGACCACAGUCCCGCUCAAUAUCAUACAGUUCGCUGUCACAGAAUGUGGAAGAUUUACAUGCGUGGCGGCACUCGGGUAUCUUGGCCGAAGCGCAGCGCAACGUUAGUGAGAGUUUAAAACCCUUACAACGUGCACAAUUGGCGCACAAUUCAGAGCCGGCGAAGUUUUAUUCGAUGCCAUCGAAAAUGUACAGCGAACCGUCGAAGUUUUACUCCGAACCAGCUAAGGUAUAUUCUGAGCCAUCUAAAGUAUACGGUGAGCCCGAAAAGUUUUAUUCCGAACCCGCUAAAGUAUAUGGUCAACCAUCUAAGUUUUACUCCGAACCAGCAAAGGUAUACUCACAGCCUGCGAAAGUUUAUGGCGAGCCGGCGAAGACUUAUUGGUCGCCAAGCGCCGCUGGUGCUGCCGUAACGGCUUUGCCGUCUACGUCCAGCUCUACAAGCAGCACAACCACAAGCUCAACCACGACUACACGCCCCGGGCGUUAUAUGCCCUCACGCCGACCCGCCAUUGUGUCACGCAUCGCUUUUGGCGAGGCGCAAACCUCAACAACAGCGCCGCCACAGCUUUCAGAUGAACACCCACCAGUCACAAUAUCGUCCAUAUCCACUAACCAGCAUCAACAGCCACACCACACGCAUCACACACGUUUCCACUCGCAUGCUCAUAGCCAUAGUCACAGCAGUCACGGUGCGCAUAGUUCGCAUGGUGCACAUGAUUCACAUAGUUCGGUGCAUGCACACUCAACGCAUACUCAAGCCAACAGCCAGUCGAACGUCGAAACAGCCGCUCAACCUGCCCCAUCGCAGUCACUAUCACAGUCACAUGCGGCGCAAUCGCAACCACGUCGGGUACUCUUCAACUUGGAUAAAUUGCCGUAUGAUUUAUUGAAUGCGCCACAAUCACCGCAACAUCUCUUGGAUCCCGACUUCUCGCACAGUCCACCGGCGGCUGUUACCUACUCAUCGCCACGGCAACGUCAAUGCUUGGAGUCCGCCUUCUCGGCCUCGUUGUCUCAAUCAGCCUUGCAACAGCAACAGCAGCAGCAACGUCAAUAUUCGUCACUGUCGGACCAACAUUCUAAUCAAAAUGCCAAAGGAUUGCCUAAUCGAGAUCUAGUCAAGUGUGUUUCCAAAUACAACCAACCAUUAGCCCCAUCAACGGCGACAACAGAGAGCAGCCACAAUGGCGACGACGGCAAUGACGACAACAACGACGACAGCGGCGGUGGCUUGUAUACGCCGACCCCAGAGCAAAAUUACGAAAUCGAAGAGUCCGUAAGUGUUAUGACAAACGGACGAGCCCACGGUGUACAAAGCAAUGUGGCAGUGACUACAACGGCCAGACCGUCAUUUGCACUGCGUACCACGAAAUUCCCCAGUCGCGGUGCGAUACACCAUCAUCAACAACAGCAUCACUAUCACAGCAACGCCAACACAAAUGCCAAUAUAGACAACAACUAUGAUGAUAAUGUGGCGCAGAUUGGUGAUUUGGAUGGCGGCAGCGAUGACGAUGGCAUUACUGGGGAUGGCAGUAAAAAUGGCGAGGGCGACGAUGAUGAUGCCAAAGUGGCGUAUGUGGUCGAGGGACGCAACUAUCGCAAGUAUCGUGUGGAGGAGAAGACCGACGACGGUUUCAUUGUUGGCGAGUACGGUGUGGUGGACCAUAAUGAUGGUAAUUUACGUGGCGUACGUUACACCGCCGAUUCGACUAUCAAUCGCAGUCUGAUACAAAAGGCGUUGUUGACAUUUCUUAAGCUCAAGUAGUCAAAUGGACAGCGUAAGGUGAUGGUGGUGGCAUAGCGUUGUCAUUGCGUACGGCAUAUGGCGGCAUAAGUACAUACUCGCUUAUAAGGUUGUUGUUGGUGGUGCGUAAAACGUAUAGCGUUGGGCGGCAAUGUGUGGUGGAUGCGCGCUGACGCACAAAUCAGCGCAUGCGUCUGCAAGCACAUCUCUCUUGGGGGUAGUGAGUUGCUGACGUGCGGGUUGCGUGGUCAUCACAUGAUAUACUGAAUGCUACGCGUUGCCGCAGCGGCUACGUUUUGCGUGACCUAAAGCUGACUUAGUAUGCAGUAUGCUAGCAGUUCAACGCUGACGCUAUGACAGCUAUGCGCGCCAAUACACAGACAGCGCGUCGUUAAGCGCAAAGUAUUUCUUGUCUAUUCCUUGUGAGUUAUUCAUUAUAUUAUAUUUUAUUUUUAUUAUUUGCAAUUUUAUUUUCGUGUUUUGUACUUUUGUUUAAGACCCAUUAGACAAGCUGAAAAAUAUGUGAUCCAAGUCGUACUGUAGGUAGUUUAACUAGGAAGGAAUACACUAAUACAUAUAAAGAAUCUUACACGCAGACAACUAGCAUACUUAGGCACAAAUACAUACACAUACAUUUAUAAGCGCAUACUGCGUUAGUAUGUAUGCACUCGUCGUAUUUAAUUAGCAGAUAUUCGUAAAUAGCGCUCAUUUCUUUUAUAUAUUUUUUUAUAGCUGAUAAAAUGUCAAUAUUGCGCUUUGAUUGCAAUCGUUUGUGUAUUUAAUUUAUUAUAGUUUUUUGUAAAUUUUUUUAAAUAUUUAUUUUAAUUUUUUUUUUA